Molecule: messenger RNA, 1363 nt
Organism: Menidia menidia (Atlantic silverside)
Lineage: Eukaryota; Metazoa; Chordata; Actinopteri; Atheriniformes; Atherinopsidae
Source: the annotation of a GenBank genome assembly
ACGCAACUGGCUGAGAGGCGCAACUUCCCCCGAGCGUUCCCUCAUCCGGAGUCCGAGUUCCACCUCCGUGGCUUUAAAAUAGUUUGUCGAUCUCACCCUCACCUCGAGGAAUUUUCUUGACUUCCUGUUUGACUUGGACCAAGCACUCUUUAUUUCCCAGGUGGAUGUGAUGCGGUGAAUCCGCCGUGCCUUCGGAACCAGAAGCGGUGGAUUUGGGGUGGGGGGGCCGUUUGGUCGCCAUCUGAUCGCCUCCUCCCUGCUGGAGCUGGAGAGAUGCCCGCGGCAGGAUGUGCUCCAGCCGCAAGAUCCUGUGGAGUCUGCUCCUGCUCUCCGUGGUGGAGGUCGGCCUGGGCGUGGCGAGCAUCGUCCUGGGCGCGGUGGGCAUCAGCUGGGUCCGGGGCGAGCACAAGCCGCAGCAGGGGGACGCCUCUCCGGUCUGGAGUGGACUCUGCUUCCUGCUCUGUGGGAUGUGCGGAGUGCUCUGUGCUCGAAAGAGGACUGGUCUCAUUAUGAUCCUCUUCUCAGCAUGCUGCAUAUGCGGUUUGAUUGGUGGGAUUCUCAAUUUCCAGUUCGUACGGGCACUGAAUAAACGGCCUAACUCCAUGCAUUCGAUCCACCUGGCUGCCAUGACUCUGGCCUGUCUAGGAAUCUCAUCCUGUACGUUGUCCACAUGGCUAACGUGUCGACUGGCCAGCUCCGAGCAGCAGAGGAUGUUCCUGGAGAGGGAACACUCACUGCACCAUUCACAUGAGAUGACAGAGAAGGAAAUCCUUGACAACUCAAGCAAUGGGAUUCCUCAGAUUUCCUACAAUGGACACACUACAGCAUCUCCUUGAUCUCUCACUGGAAACUUCCCUUUGGAAACUUCGUCUUUUUUUCUUUGCUGCUUCCAGCAGGAGACGGACAUCAUAAGGAAAGCUUUCAUGCUUCUUAAUAAUUAUGCAAACGUGGACUCAGAGACCUUCGGUACAACUCAAACCGAAGCCAGGAUGGUGAACUGCUGUUGAUGAAACAAAUCAGGUAAAAAUCCUCUCUGUGUGGGAUCCUAACACUAACGAGCAGGAUGAUGGAUCUCAUCUAGUCGGCGUCCUUGGCAACAUGAGCACAAACUUUGCAUGAAACUGACUUUUUUUUUAAACUUAUAUUUAAAUCUUGUUGUCCUUAUUCUUUGUUUAUGGAAUGCAGACCGAGAUAGCCAAUGGUAGACUAGAUGUAUUGUCUGAUAAUGGAAUGCUUUGACAUGAAAAUACAGUGACGUGCAAUGUAUUCUACGGUAUACCCAUGCUUGUAUAUCAGGUAUCUAUAAAAUCAAACAUAUUUUUAUAUAAUGCUUCUUAUAAAGUUGAUUCAAAUAAAGUACGGC